Messenger RNA from Closterium sp. Naga37s-1, 1053 nucleotides. The record is from the annotation of a GenBank genome assembly. NCBI's taxonomy places the organism in Eukaryota, Viridiplantae, Streptophyta, Zygnematophyceae, Desmidiales, Closteriaceae.
AUGGUGAUUGCCGGAGCUCCUGAGCCGUUGCCAGAGCUCAUUGCCGCUUGGUCGGCAUCCGUCGCCAAGCCCCCGUCGGUCCCCCAAAGGGCGACCAUGGCGACGAAGCCUCCUCUACCGCCGGCUCUGAAAUCCGAGACAAUAGGCGCUGAAAAGACUCCUCCCCACGCACCCGCGGAGCCCCUUGCCGCGUCGGAGGCUGGCCCGUCUGCCCCCGCUGCUGUUCCGUCUGCUCUGCCUGCAGCCCCUGGCCCCCCGGCUCCCCUUGACGAUCCGUCGGCGUCUGCCCCUGAUGGGGGUGUUGCUGAUACCCCUGCACCUGUCCCUGGCGCCCCUGUUGCACCGACCGCUUCUGUCCCCUGCUUGCCUGCUCCGACCUCUGCUUUGUCACCGAAGGAGGCGUCCGCCACCGCUGGCGGACCGGCCCCGUUGGUUGCACCCUUGGCGGCGGGUCAGUCCGCACCUGCUGUGACACCGGUGGCCCCGGCGGGUCAACCGUCACGCCCGCCGUCUCCCGACCGUCGCUCGUCGCGCCCCCAUUCCCCCGCGCCCCACCAGGAGCGCAAGUCGUCUCGUCGCCGGUAUCCUGGUGCCGCCAGCUCCUUCUCCCGCUGUCUCGGCGCCUGCUCCCGGCUCUCGUCUCCAACUGCCGCCGGUUCGCCCGUUGCGGGAGUGGAGUUUGUGGCCGCGGGUGGUGGCACGGCGGCGGCUCCGUAUGCUCUCCAAGUUGUAGCUGAUGAGCCGCUCCAGUUCCUGGCGGAGGCAAUCAAGCCUCCGCAGACCCGUGUUCCUGAGGCGACACUCGGCCAGCUCCACCGCCUCGCUGAGAACGCGGCGGACCAGCUCGCAUUGUUGCUAGCGCCCGUGCUGGCUGCGCCCGCAGAGGGUGGCGCUGCUGCUGCGGGACAGCUUGACGAGGCUGUCCAGGGCUUGAGGCGGCACUUGCGCGCAGGAUCUGGAGCCGCGGCGAUCGGCGCAAGCACGCUUGUGGUCCGGGAGUUAUGGCGCUCCCUGACGGGCGUUCUACACGCCCUUGGAGCUCACCGCAUGUAG